AUGGUCUCUUGCUGGUUCCCUCUCAAUUGCUGGCUUUCGGCUGCCGCGGCCACUAGGACCCAAGAGCUGCUCUUGUCUGGAAAGUUAAGUGAAUAUAGCGUGUUUGUACCGUUCAGCGCCGAUCAUGAAGGCCGGUUCCUCUCGCACGUGGUGUCCGGACCUGCUGCUUCUGGGAACAGUGCAUUUGGCAGGCCUCCUCUGCCCCCGCCAUCUCCUUCCAGCCGGCACCGGGUGGCCCGAAGCCCUUCCAUCCCCGCAGGAGAGCCGGCUGGCCCCCGCCCGGUGGGGAAGUAUUCCAUCUAUUUCAACGUCACCAUCUUUGGGAAGGAGUUCCACUUACGGCUGAAGCCAAACCGGCGGCUGGUGGUCCCUGGAGCCUUCACACAGUGGCAGGAGGAUUUCUGGGAGUUUUCUCGGGAGCCCCUCCAUCAGGAGUGUGUCUUCACUGGCAGCAUCACGGGCAUGCCAGGCACUGCCGUGGCCAUCAGCAACUGUGACGGCUUGGCUGGCCUAAUCCGUACAGACAGCAGUGAAUACUUCAUUGAGCCUCUGGAGAGGGGUCAGCAGGCAAAGGAGGAGACCGGGCGGGCACAUAUUGUUUACCGCCGGGCAGCCAUCAGGCAGGAGAAAGCAGAACCCCAAGGAGAUCUCCACAAUGAAGACUUUGGUCCCAGGGAGCUCCCCAACCUGCUGGGCUCAGUGGCGGAGCAAUUGGGAGAGGCCCAGCGGAAGCGGCGUCACACCAAGCCGGGUGACUACACCAUCGAGGUGCUGCUGGCUGUGGAUGACUCAGUGGUGCGCUUCCAUGGCAAGGAGCAUGUCCAGAACUACGUCCUGACCCUCAUGAACAUAGUGGAUGAGAUCUACCAUGAUGAAUCCCUGGGGGUGCAUAUGAACAUCGCCCUGGUACGGAUGAUCAUGGUGGGUUAUCGACAGUCUCUGAGCUUGAUUGAGAGAGGGAACCCAUCCAGGAGCCUGGAGCAGGUGUGCCGCUGGGCUCACUCCCAGCAGCGUUCGGACCCUGGCCAUUCUGAGCAUCAUGACCAUGCUGUCUUCCUCACACGGCAGGAUUUUGGUCCCGCAGGAUAUGCGCCGGUUACUGGCAUGUGUCACCCCCUGAGAAGCUGCACCCUUAACCACGAAGAUGGCUUUUCAUCCGCCUUUGUGGUGGCUCAUGAAACUGGCCAUGUGCUAGGAAUGGAGCAUGAUGGCCAGGGGAACCGGUGUGCCGACGAGACGAGCAUGGGGAGUAUCAUGGCCCCACUGGUGCAGGCCGCCUUCCACCGUUACCACUGGUCCCGCUGUAGCAAGCAGGAGCUGAACCGUUACAUACACUCCUACGACUGCCUCCUGGACGACCCCUUUGAGCACCAGUGGCCCCAGCUGCCUGAGCUUCCUGGGAUCGACUACUCCAUGGACGAGCAGUGCCGAUUCGACUUUGGUGUCGGCUAUCAGACCUGCACAGCCUUCAGAACCUUCGACUCUUGCAAACAGCUAUGGUGCAGCCACCCCGACAACCCUUACUUCUGCAAAACUAAGAAGGGGCCGCCCCUGGAUGGGACCGAGUGCGCUUCAGGAAAGUGGUGCUUUAAAGGCCAUUGCAUCUGGAAGACGUCAGAACAGCCCUACGGCCAGGACGGCGGCUGGAGCUCCUGGACCAAAUUCAGCUCCUGCUCCAGGACAUGUGGGGGUGGGGUGCGUUCCAGGAGCCGCAGCUGCACCAACCCACCCCCAGCCUAUGGAGGCCGUCAGUGCCCAGGUUCCAUGUAUGAAUAUCAGAUCUGCAACAUGGAGGAGUGUGGGGGGCCCUACAAGGACUUCCGAGCCCAGCAGUGUGCCAAACGCAAUUCCUACUAUACCCAUAAGAAUGCUCGGCACAGCUGGAUCCCCUAUGAGCAUGACGAUGAGGCCCAGAAAUGUGAAUUGAUUUGCCAGUCUGAAGACACUGGGGAUGUGGUGUUUAUGAACCAAGUCGUCCACGAUGGCACCAGGUGCAGCUACAGGGACCCUUACAGUGUAUGUGCCCGAGGAGAGUGUGUGCCUGUUGGGUGUGACAAGGAGGUUGGGUCCAUGAAGCAGGACGACAAGUGUGGUGUGUGUGGAGGGGACAAUUCCCACUGCCGGACAGUGAAGGGCACCCUGUCCAAGUCCCCCAAGCAGCCAGGUUCGCUCAAACUCUUCCACAUCCCAGCUGGAGCCAGGCACAUUCAGAUCGAAGAACUAGAGAAGGAGCCCCAGACCAUUGCAGUGAAGAAUAAGGCCACUGGGAACUUUAUCCUCAACCCCAAAGGCAAAGAUGCUGAGAAUAGAACCUUCAUUGAGAUGGGUUUGGAAUGGGAGUAUAGUGUGGAGGAUACAAAAGAAGCUCUGAAGACCAGCGGCCCUCUGCCUGAAGCCAUCACUGUCCUGGUCAUAUCCCAAGGGGACAGUGACUCCAGGAGCAGCCUGAUAUACAAGUAUGUGAUCCACGAGGACCUGCUGCCCCUCAUAGGGAGCAACAAUGUGCUCCUAGAAGAGACCGAGGCGUACGAGUGGGCCCUCAAGAGCUGGUCCCCAUGCUCGAAAACCUGUGGAGGAGGUGUCCAAUACACCAAGUACGGCUGCCGGCAGCGGAGCGGCCAUCGCAUGGUACACCGCCACUUCUGUGACCACCAGAAGAAGCCAAAGCCCAUCCGGAGACGCUGCAGCCAGCAAGGGUGUACCCAGCCCUCGUGGGUAGCCGACGAGUGGGGUCCCUGUAGCAAGAGCUGUGGAAAGCUGGGGGUGCAGACUCGGGCCGUCCAGUGCCUCCAGAACCUGCACAAUGGCACCAGCCGGGUCGUGCAUAUCAAGUACUGCCCUGGUGAUCGGCCCGAGGCCCGGAGGCCCUGCCACCGAGUGCCCUGCCCAGCCCAGUGGAGGACGGGGGCCUGGUCUCAGUGCUCAGUCAGCUGUGGGGAAGGCAUCCAGCAGCGCCAAGUGGUCUGCAAGACCAAUGAUAACAGCGUGGGCCAGUGUGAGGGUGACAAGCCAGAGACCGUCCAAGUCUGCAGCCUACCCGCCUGCCCUGGGAAGCUCCCGAGCAUCACGGCAAAGAUGGAGACCAGUGAGCGUGUGACCCCCAAAGGCCAGUGGGCACCCCGGACUGGGCCCCCCAAUCCUGUCAACAAGAUUUCAUCAAAGGAUCCCUGCUUGGGGGACAAGUCUAUUUUCUGCCAGAUGGAAGUCCUGGCUCGUUACUGCUCCAUCCCUGGCUACAACAGGCUGUGCUGUGAGUCCUGCAGCAAGAAGGAGGCUGCCCCCAGCCCCAGCGCGGCCCCCAGCCCGACCUCACUGCUGCCCUUCCUCUCCACACCAGGAGCCUUCCCCCAGAGUCCUGAGACCGGUGUGGUAUCUCCAGGAAUGAACGAGACCCUCCUUACGGCUCCCAGCUCACCAUCCCCAAUGGAAGGGGCAGCCAAUCAACAUCCAGAUGCCAGUGAUCCUGCCCCUGAGCCCCCAGCUCCAACAGACACCAGCCUGUCAGUGACUCAGGACAGGCUUGCUCCACAAAAGCAAACUUGGGGUGCCCUAUGGGCCAGGGCCCCAGGCCCCUGGUGGCUCCCUGCUUCUUGGAUUGAGGUGCCCACCCCCUCUUCCAGUGACCACAGCACUCUGGCCUCUGCCUCUUGGCAGAAGAGGGACAGCAGAAGACCGGAACCCCAAGGCCAGGGCCUCCCAGCGACAUCUCCCAUCACAUGA
This is a messenger RNA of Trichosurus vulpecula (common brushtail), 3720 nucleotides long. RefSeq names its product ADAM metallopeptidase with thrombospondin type 1 motif 14 (gene ADAMTS14). Gene Ontology annotation, molecular function: metalloendopeptidase activity. Gene Ontology annotation, cellular component: extracellular matrix. NCBI's taxonomy places the organism in Eukaryota, Metazoa, Chordata, Mammalia, Diprotodontia, Phalangeridae. The transcript has 22 exons. The record is from RefSeq and is a predicted model, not a curated record. The coding region runs from base 1 to 3720 and encodes 1239 amino acids. Gene Ontology annotation, biological process: extracellular matrix organization; proteolysis.